This is a messenger RNA of Striga asiatica, 2042 nucleotides long. The record is from the annotation of a GenBank genome assembly. Lineage: Eukaryota; Viridiplantae; Streptophyta; Magnoliopsida; Lamiales; Orobanchaceae.
CAAAUUUUGAGAUUGUCCAUAUAAGAAAAUAUGCUUUAUUUUUUGAUGAAGGAAAAAAGAUAGAUAGAAAAUACUAAGCCCAAUAAAUAGUUAAAUACAAAGAAAAUUGGGGAAAAAUGGAGUCAAGCUUGACAAAAUAUGGAGGGUCUCUAAAAGUUCCCUUUGUGCAAGAAUUGGCUAAGAAGAACUUAACCAAAGUCCCAUCAAGAUAUGUUCGUUUUGAAGGCGAUGAUCAUAUCUCACGUAACCUCUCUUCCUCACUCGAAAUCCCCACAAUCGAUUUUCAAAAGUUACUCGAUCCAAAUUUCAUGGAUUUCGAGCUUCGUAAGCUACACAAUGCAGGCCAAGAAUGGGGCUUUUUUCAAAUUAUCAACCAUGGGGUGGACAUUAGAGUGAUAGAGACUAUGAAAAUGGAGAUCAAGAAAUUUUUUAAUCUCCCAACUGAAGAAAAGAAUAAAUAUAAUCAAGAGCCAGAGGAUGUUGAAGGCUACGGGCAAAUAUUUGUUAAGUCAGAAGAGCAAAAACUUGAUUGGGCAGAUAUGUUUUACAUAGCCACACAACCAACUCAUUUAAGAAAGUCUCACUUGAUCCCCAAGCUUCCACCUAAAUUCAGGGAUGCCAUAGAGUCAUACUCAACAGAAAUGAAGACACUAGCCAUGGGAAUUCUUUACCAAAUGGCAAAAGCCUUGAAAAUGAAAGAUGAAGAGAUGAAUGCUUUGUUUGGUGAAGGGCAACAAUCCAUGAGGAUGAAUUAUUAUCCUCCAUGUCCCCAACCAGAGCUUGUAAUGGGCCUUUGCCCACAUUCUGAUGCUUCUGGGCUUACUAUUCUCCUUCAUGUCAAUGAGAUGGUGGGCCUCCAGGUCAAGAAAGAUGGGCUUUGGGUCCCAGUUUCACCACUCCCUGGUGCAUUUGUUGUCAACAUUGGUGAUGCUUUGGAGGUGGUGACCAAUGGAAUUUAUAGGAGCAUUGAGCACAGAGCAACAGCAAACUCCCAAAAGGAGAGGCUCUCAAUUGCCACAUUUCUGAAUCCAAGACUCGACGGCAAUUUGGGCCCUGCUCCAAGAUUAUUGGGCCCAAAAAAUCCAGCCCAAUUCAAAACAGUUAGUGUCAUGGAGAACUCAAGCUUAACAAAGCUAGGUGGGACUUUAAAAGUGCCCAUUGUACAAGAAUUGGCUAAGAAAAACUUAACUACGGUCCCAUCACGAUAUGUUCGUCUUGAAGCCGAUGAACAUAUCUCGAGUAACCUCUCUUCCUUACUUGAAAUUCCCACAAUCGAUUUUCGCAAGUUAUACGACUCCGAUUUCAUGGAUUUCGAGCUUCAUAUGCUACACAAUGCAUGCCAAGAAUGGGGCUUUUUUCAGAAUUUUUUUAAUCUCCCAACAGAAGAAAAGAAUAACUAUUAUCAGGAGCCAGGAGACUUGCAGGGUUAUGGGCAAGCCUUUGUUGUGUCAGAAGAGCAAAAACUUGAUUGGGCAGAUAUGUUUUACAUAGUCACUCAACCAACUCAUUUGAGAAAGUCCCACUUAAUUCCCAAGCUUCCACCUAAAUUCAGGGAUGCCAUAGAAUCAUACUCAGCAGAAAUGAAAGCACUAGCAAUGGAAAUUCUUUACCAAAUGGCUAAAGUCUUAAAAAUGAAAUCUGAAGAGAUUGAUAAUUUAUUUGGAGAAGGGCUACAAGCCAUGAGGAUGAAUUAUUAUCCUCCAUGUCCUCAGCCAGAGCUUGUAAUGGGCCUUUGCCCUCAUUCUGAUGCUGUUGGGCUUACUAUUCUCUUACAGGUGAAUGAGAUGGUGGGCCUCCAGAUUGUGACCAACGGAAUUUAUAGGAGCAUUGAGCACAGAGCAAUUACGAACUCACAGAAGGAGAGACUCUCAAUUGCCACAUUUAUAACUCCCAGACUUGACGGCAAUUUGGGCCCAUCUCCAAGCCUUGUAAGCUCCGAAAGCCCAGCCCAAUUCAAGACAACUAGUGUAGCUGAUUAUCUAAGGAUUUAUUUUUCUGGGGAGCUCAAAGGGAAGUCGCAUCUUGACUUCUUUAGAACUUAG